Molecule: messenger RNA, 3603 nt
Organism: Tachysurus fulvidraco (yellow catfish)
Lineage: Eukaryota; Metazoa; Chordata; Actinopteri; Siluriformes; Bagridae
Gene: tbc1d2
Product: TBC1 domain family, member 2
Exons: 14
Coding region: 147-3086 (979 amino acids)
Source: RefSeq, a predicted model, not a curated record
UUAAAGCUCAGACUCGCCUUUGGGACAUUUAACCACCAAUCCAAGGGGCAUAAUGUUAAGGAAGUGAAACAGGAUCUCAGGAUUUUCGGUCUAAUUUACUAAAGGAAGGAGAGAGAUUUAAUUUGAAGUGUUCAAACAUCAGCCAGAUGGAGGGAGAGGGAGGCUGCAAAGGAAAUCCCAAUUGUGCUGACAUGUCUCAGCCACUUCCCCUACUGACUCAAACAUAUACAGAAGGAACAGAAGUAGAGAGGGCCAGUGUGGUGGAGAUCGGAGAACGGGCCAGUGUGGUGGAGAUCUUGGACGAGACACACACAGAGACGAUGGGUCUGUCCACAAGGGAUGAGGGAAAGCAGGGAGCUCAGGUCGUCAUUCCAAAGCCAGAGAGCACAGCUAUCUGUCUAAGAGACUCCUCAGAUAGUAAGCUUUGUGGAUACCUCCACAAGCAAGCCGGCCCGCUGAAAGCUUGGAAAUAUCGCUGGUUCAUCUACGAGGAGAAGAAGUGUCAGUUGUUUUAUUACCGAACUGCACAGGACAUUAACCCUCUUGGCAAAGUGGAGCUGCGCAAUGCCACAUAUAGCUACCCGCUGCAAGGAGAAGAGGGGACCUUCCACAUUCAGACACCUGAGCGCACUUUCAUACUUAAGGCAGCAAACAGAGAUGCUAAGAUGUACUGGCUCCAGCAACUGCAGCUGAGACGUUGGCAGCACAGAGAACAGCUAUGUGCAGACUUCCCACUGCCAGUACCAGAGAAUCCCACACAGGACAACCAACAGUAUUUAGACACUUGCCCUGCAAACUUCCUUCCCGUGGUGAAGGUCCCAUCGGGUCUGGUUGGAGUGGAAGCUGCCAAAGUUCCUGUUCAAACAAACCCACUUAACGUGUCAAUUAAACAUCCGCUCAUAGAGAUUCAAAACUCAGUACACAGCUUGCUCCUUCGCCGGCCAUCUAUGGAAGUGGCUCGUAGUGUAUUUUGGGUUGACUCACCAGCCAACCAGGCUGAUACCCCCAAAACAAAUCCCUCCUCAAGUACAACCCAUGAUGUUUCUCCUGUCCAGACAUCAACUUUGAGUUCAGGUCUGCCUCCUGAAAUUGAGUGUGAGAGUCCUUGUGAAAACCUCACAGCCCAUGGUCUAUCUCUAACGCUACCCAAUGGGAAACAUAAAAAAGCAAACUCUGCAACCUUUCCAUUUGACCGCAAAGAGGCAAACACCAUUGACCGCCUGUCACGCCUUAAACAGGAGAAUAUCUCACUGGCCAUGGAGGUCCAGGCCCAAAAGGAAUUGGUGUGGCUGCUGCACAAAGCCCUGGAGGCAGCUCAGCUGGAGAAGCGUGCAUGUGCUCAGUACCUAGCAGCUGAGAGUGAGCAGGAGCGUCUGGAGCUGCUGCGUCAUGGCGAGCGCUGCACCGCAGACAUGCGUGAGCGACUGGAGCAGCUGCGACGUGAGAACGAGGUGCUGAGGAGAAGCCUGGAGGAGAGGGAAGGAAAUGUGAAAGAGCUACAGGACAACUUGAAGCUGCUCAUGGAGAAGAACCAGGCUAAGCAGGCAGUCAUUGUGAAACUCUCUGAGCAAGUGACGGAAUGCAUGGCUGAUCCGAAUUGCACCACUUCUUCUGACCGCAUAAGCACAGAGAGCAUCAGGCAGAUUUUACACGAGAUGAACAACCUCAAGGAUGACAUGGAAGCUUACAAAACCCAGAACAAGUUCCUGAACUCAGAGAUCUACCAGCUGACCCGACUGUGGCAGAACAGUUCAGAACAGGAGAAAUCUUUAAUGGUGAAGUGUGCCUAUCUGGAAGCCAGCAACUGUCAGAUGGAAAGUCGGUACCUGGGGGUCCUGAGAAAACUCCAGGAGACUAAGGAAAUGAAUACAGAACAAAGAUCUGCUAUCAAGAAGCUAAUAGAAGAGGCAUUACAAGCCGAUCAGAAAGAUGUCCUCAGGAUCGAGACUACCAGGGAGUAUGACGAGUACGGCUUUAAGAUCGUCCCUGACUACGAAGUGGAGGACAUGAAGCUGCUGGCAAAAAUCCAAGCUCUGGAGAUUCGCUCUCACAAUCUGCUCCAGCAGGAAACUGGUGAGCGGUCACUUCUGGCCCGCUGGACUCAGUUUCUAGGAGGUCGUUCCCCUGAUGAUCUGUCCUCGAGUGAGGAGCUGAAGAAUCUGGUGCGAGCAGGAGUCCCUCGUCAGUACAGGCCAUCUGUGUGGCGCUGGAUGGUGCGGGUCAGGACCCAAAAGCUGCGCCAGAGCCACCCUGAUCUUUUCCAACAGCUGUGUGAGAAGAGCCAUGCCGCACCACACCCGGCAGCCAGGCAGAUCCAACUGGACCUGCACCGAACACUCACCACCAACCAGAGCUUCUCAUCACCCUCCAGUCCAAUGCUGCAGCAGCUCCAGAGAGUCCUGCUGGCAUUCUCCUGGCAGAACCCAGCUGUUGGAUACUGCCAGGGACUUAACAGACUGGCUGCUAUUGCCCUGUUGGUGCUGCAGAGUGAAGAGGAAGCUUUCUGGUGUCUAGUGGCCAUAGUGCAGUUUCUCAUGCCCCAGGACUACUACACCAAAACUCUUCUGGGCUCUCAGGCAGACCAGCGUGUGUUCAAGGACUUUAUGGCAGAGAAGUUGCCACGGUUGGUGACACAUUUAGACGAAUACAGUGUGGACGUGUCCCUCGUGACAUUCAACUGGUUUCUGGUGCUGUUUGUGGAGAGUUUGCCCAGUGACAUCCUGCUGAAAGUCUGGGAUGCCUUCCUCUAUGAAGGAACUAAGGUGCUCUUUCGAUAUGCACUUGCUAUUUUCAAAUACAAAGAGGAGGACAUCUUAAAGAUCCAUGACAAUGUGGAAAUAUAUCAGUACCUCCGCUUCUUUACCAAAACAGUCACAGAUGGCAGGAAGCUGACAAGCAUCGCAUUCUGGGAUUUGAACCCAUUCCCGAUGAAGCACGUGAAGAACCGGCGUGCUGCGCACCUGCAGCGGCUGCAGGCUGAACUCCGGGAACUGGAGAAACAGCAGAAAGAGUACAGCUCGGAGAACAGCCAGCGCAAAGACACCAUCAUGGACCUCAUCCCCAGUGAGGAUGAAGAUGAUGCAUAGACAUUUAAACACUUACAUGUACAAAAAUAUACAUCAGUUGAACAAAAGCACUUGAACAAAAGCUAAAAUGUCAGAUACUGUGUAGAUAUAUACAUGUAUGAUGCACAUAUGCUAUAAUGAGAACUGCUGGGAUUGUCUCUGAUGGACACAGAUUUUUCAUCAGUAUAUUCCAGACUACUCGUCUUGAGGACAAACUCAUGUUUGAAAAGACUUUUGGAUGAGAGUCAGUGAAAAUUCAUUAUGGCUUUAAUAGACAGACUCCUGUAAUAUAUAAAGCGUUCUCAUUCAAAUAUGAGAAACACCAAAGAUUCCUGCACUGAACACAAUAUACCAGUUUCAAGCACUUUAUUUACACUACCAUUUGUUGCACAGCUAGCUCGUUACAAAAAAAGUAUGUUUUAUAAUUUCAGGUAAUUUUAUACAGAUUCACUUAUUUGUAAAACAGUGUAUUUUGUAAUAAACCAAUGUUCAUGUGUUCAUUUUGUGUGCUUUGUAAAUUAAAUAUUCUUAUACACUU